Molecule: messenger RNA, 2021 nt
Organism: Thrips palmi
Lineage: Eukaryota; Metazoa; Arthropoda; Insecta; Thysanoptera; Thripidae
Exons: 8
Coding region: 174-1340 (388 amino acids)
Source: RefSeq, a predicted model, not a curated record
ACACAGUGUAGCAGAAGCCAAAGCCAAGCCCGCUUAGCGGCCUGUCAGUAUCAGUAGUACCUUCACUUCUACCCAACGUAGGUGCGGUCCAAAACGAGUGCACGUGGAAAAUAUUGGUCCCCUUGAACCUGGCGUUUGUUCAAGUUGUAAUCCCUCAAACUAGUGGUGUUGAAAUGGCAACGCCACUGGCAGACUCUCCCGCAAGGGACUGCUGUACAAACACACACAGUCCUGUGGAUCAAGAACAAAAGCGGCUUCGUCUCCUUAACUUACUUCGGAAAGAGAUUGCUGCUGUCCGCACCACAAUAGACUCCUACAAUAAAGGAAUUUCACCUUCAUUGAACCAGCAGAUGCCAUAUGUUGCCCAACUUCUGAGUGGCUCUGACUCUGCCAUGCGAAUUACUGUGCGGGGCACAGCACAGGGCCUUGAAGCAACAAGGGAGUUAACUAUUAACUUAAACCAAGCCAAUGCAUCCACUCAAGCUGUAGAUAAGAAUCAUGAAGAAAUGAUGGGAUGGGCACAACUAGUGCAUUAUCUGCUGCACUCUAGAGGCAGGCUCACCAAGACAAAACCUGUGAUUCAGUUUCACAGACCUGACAAUAGUAUAAGACUUUCAGAGCCCUUUGAAUCAAUAGGAGAGAAAGCUGAGUAUCUUGCUGACUGUACAGAGCUGCGUACGUUUAAAGGACUUCGAUCCUUACACUGCGGCUACGAUCCAGACUGGGCAUUGCGUGUAUUGCAGGUUGUGGCACCUCACAUUGAAGACUUACACAUAACAGACCCAGGCCCAGCACACCUUCAGGUUCUUGCAACUAUGCCCAGACUUAGGCGGCUUCAAAUUUGGAGUGCGAGUGCUGCUAUAGUGUGUGAUGACUUCGGUCCAUUUAGAUGGCCUGACCAGGACAACCCUCUUGAGAGCAAGUUCACUUAUGACCUUAAAGACCCUACAAAGGCAUGGCAGUUUGAAGAUGUUCCUAGGUCACAUGUUGGUAUAGUGUGGCUAAAGAUCUGGUUGCCACGUCAUAUAGCAUUACCAUUAAUUGCACAACACCGCCGUACCCUGCGAGAGCUCUCUCUAGAGGUUGAUCUUCCACCAGAUAGACCAAUAAGUGAACUCUGCGACCCUAACUGGGCGUGGGGCAGUAAUGACUUGCCAGAGCGUUUGGGCGAACUGGUGGAGCGUUACCAGUUUGAUGCACUGCGCCUUGUGGAGCUCUACCGUAUCUCAAAACAUGGAAGGUCAUAUCAAAAGUGCCAGGUACAGCUCCAAGCAGUGCGCAAAGCUAUUGCUAAGAGCCUAGGCACUAGAGUGGUAGUAAUAUGCAACCGUUGUGGCUAAGCUGUAGUAUUUGCCAGAGUGUGCGUUGUUAACAAUCCUUUCUGUGAUAAAAAAACAAAAAAACAAUCUAUUUUGAUAGCAGAGUAUGCACAAAUUUGUGUUGACAGAUGUUUGAUAUGUUUAUAAGGUAAUUUUCUAACCCUGGAAACAUUAGAGGGAUGUAUUACAGAUAAUUUAUUUGUGACAAAACAUUCGUUUCGGGGUGGCAUUUUUCCAUUUUCACUUUUGCUGUACUGAGUCUGAUACCCAUUUGAGAUAAUCUUCGCUCCCGCUUUCAAUCUGGAAAAGAAACAAAAGUUGAAAAAAUAUCAACCUUAAGUGUUUUUAUUGAAGCAAAAUUUUUAGGAAAGGGUGGAUGUAAGACGUAAAAAAGACUUGUAUGAUUAAUUAAGGGAUGGGAAUACUUACUGGAACUGAAAUGACUUCGGGGCAAUCAUACGGGUGAUCAUUCCUGUAAAAAAACAGAACAUUUUUAAGAGAGAAAUUCUUUAUAAUUUUUAACACAUUCAGUAUGAACUAUUUGUUUCCAAUAGCUUACUUGACCAACUGAACAACAUCUGCUAUAAGCGAGGUUCUCGUUUUAAUCAUCUGAAAAUUUAAGCAUGUCUUUUCAGCUACAAGUAGUUGCCAAUAGAUUCAAUUUUGUAAAGGAAUGACUGAAAAAUAAACUCACCAUUAAUA